AUGAAAGCGUUUACCAACAGUACAAUGAUGGAAUUCACCCUGCUUGGACUAUCCAGUUUUCCAAGAUUUGAUAUAGCUUUGUUUAUUAUUCUAUUUGUUAUUUAUAUUCUGAUCCUGACUGGAAACCUUACCAUUAUAAUCACUGUACAUUUGGAGCCAAGUCUUCACUCUGCUAUGUAUUACUUUCUCAGUAGACUCUCUUUUGUAGACCUGUGUUAUGCAACUGUCACAUUACCAAAAAUCCUCAUAGACUUUCUUUCGAACAAAAACUCUAUAUCUUUAGGCACCUGUAUCACACAGCUGUUCUUUUUACAUUUCUUUGCAGGAACUGAAAGCAUUCUUCUUACAGUAAUGGCAUACGAUCGCUACGUGGCGAUAUGCAACCCACUCCGUUAUUCAAGUAUUAUGAACAAAACAGUUUGCUAUUGGUUGGAAGCCCUGUGUUGGGGUGCAAGUUUUCUGCACUCUAUUAUUCAGACAGUUCUAACAUGCCAGUUAACUUUCUGUGGCCCCAAUCACAUAGACCACUUUUUCUGUGAUAUUCACCCAUUGUCUGUAUUAGCCUGCUCCGAUAUCUUCAUUAUAGAAAUAGUGUUUAUAGCAAACAGUGGGAUGAUCUCUUUAAUUUGCUUUGUUGUAUUGCUGGCAUCAUAUUUGGGAAUUAUUACUACUAUACUGAAGAGACGUUCUGAAGAAGGUCUGGGUAAAGCCUUUUCCACAUGUGCAUCCCACCUUAUUGUGGUAACGCUAUUCUUUGGCCCAUGUGUUUUUAUAUAUUUAAGACCAUCUGUGUCCUAUACAGCAGAUAAAAUGGUUUCUGUAUUUUAUACAAUGUUAACACCGUUGUUAAAUCCAAUUAUUUAUACUCUGAGAAACCAGGAUGUUAAAAUAGCUAUUAAAACAUUACUAGCAAAAAAAAUAUUUCCAGCAAAGUAA
Bombina bombina (fire-bellied toad) is the source of this 936-nucleotide messenger RNA. RefSeq names its product olfactory receptor 4Q3-like. Gene Ontology annotation, cellular component: membrane. Gene Ontology annotation, molecular function: G protein-coupled receptor activity; olfactory receptor activity. Gene Ontology annotation, biological process: G protein-coupled receptor signaling pathway. Bases 1 to 936 code for a protein of 311 amino acids. Lineage: Eukaryota; Metazoa; Chordata; Amphibia; Anura; Bombinatoridae. The transcript has a single exon. The record is from RefSeq and is a predicted model, not a curated record.